GCUGCUUAGAGGAGCAGCAGUGAGAGGGAGCGGUAUAGACGGAGAGGAGAGGAUUUAUUAUACAGGAGACGCGAUUUUACCACAAAAACUAGCGAUUAAAGAACUCCUGCUGGAUGCUGUUUCCUUACUCUCAGUGAUUUAAUCCUCCUGCUUCAGUUUGGACUCGUGUUUUUGUGAUUUUCGUCGUGUUUGAGGAAAUCUCUGGAAUCCACAGGUCUCCAGCGUUCAGUACUAUGGAGGAAAAGAGCGAGAAAACAGCGAGUAUUCUCUGAAUUCAGCCCUCAGAAACGCUUUAUUGGAUAAAAGUCUGGAUGUAGACUAGUCUGGCCGGAGAGCAGGGACACAUCCAGGCCUGGACUCCGCCCUCUCAUUACCAGCAUGAUCACUCAUAUGAGGACUGCGCUGAGUCUCCUCUCACUGCUGAUGUUCGCUGUUCAGGAAUGCAGAUCGGUGUGUGUGGAUCCAUACACACAACCACAGACAAAAGAUGUUGAAACCGAGGCGGUGCUGGGGAAACCCAUAAAGCUCACAUGCAUCUCCUGCGUGAAGAGAGAGGAGAUCGAGGCUAAAACCAAAGUGGACUGGUAUUUCUACAAUUCCAGUAUUGAAGCCAUGCAGCAAAUCUACAAGUUUAAUAGAUCUCCCCCGGAUGAGGAUGGGCCGUGGAAAGGUCGUCUGCUGUGGAAUGGCAGCAAAGACCUUCAGGAUGUUUCCAUCAGCAUCACAAACGUCACCUUGAGUGACGCCGGCAGAUACAUGUGCGUGGUGUUGCGCACCUUUUCCUUUAAUCUCUAUACGCCUACAUUCACCUACAACAUCACCAUCAACCUGGUGGUGAGAGAGAAAGCGAGUAGAGACUCCACAGCACUGUACUCAGAGAUCAUGAUGUACGUGCUGCUGGUUUUCCUCACCUUCUGGCUCCUGGUUGAAAUGAUCUACUGCUACAGGAAAAUCUCCAAAGCGGACGAGCAAGCACAGGACAGCGCGACAGACUACCUAGCCAUUCCUUCUGAAAAUAAAGAGAACCCGGGUCCCGCAGUAACGGAAUAAAAUUGGUUGUCUCACACACGAUACGGUACUGAAGAUUUCUCCUGCUGCUGAUUGGUCCUGGAGAGAGGGGGAGGAGCUGAGAGCUAAUCUUUACAGGCCUGCUGCUGGAGCGAGAGCUGCCCUGAGAUAAUCACAGAAAAUCUGCCAAAACAAAUCUCAAAACAAGUCUUACUCUUGUGACGUGAGACAAUCUCCCCACUGCAUAAUUAUUUUCCUCCUUUUCUCUCUCUCUUUAUCUCUCUCUCUCUCUCUUUAUCUCUCUCUUUAUCAGAGAUUGAAGACACACUGUUAACCCCAGAGCGAAACGAGGUCUUGUUCUAGUUUCCUCAAUCGUUGCCUUAGAGGAGAUUACAACAUUCAGAACUGCAAUCAGAACUAAAAAGCUAACAUGCUGCCUGAUAACGAAAAAAAUAACAGAUUUGCCUGAUUUUGAUAUUCAUCAUUAACUUUAACAUACCCCAAAAAAGCCUUUCACUUCCUUUGAUAUACUCUCUUCUUACAAUUUUGAUAAUUUUGAUGACUACUGAUCAUUUUUGGGCUGUGAUCCCAAGUCUCUCUUUUAUAUAUAAAGAAAUAAUAUCAAAUCAUCUUCACACCCUAGCUGUACUUCGCUCAUGCAGUACUCUACAUACAGCUUCAUGCUUUUUUUUAAUGUGUGAGUAAAACUACAUAGACUGUGUCCCAAUUGCUUAGUUGUACACUGCACACUAAUACUGUAAGUUAUAGACUAUACGGCAUAUUCCACCAAAUAGGUGCCAUUUCUGUGCCUGGGAAAUGUAUAAAUGUAUAUGUAUAAAUGUGCAAACAAAAUAACUAUAAAAUAUAUUUUAAUUUUAUUUAUAAGCAUAGUGUCUUGUACCUAAUUGACAUAAUUGCAAAAGUAAGAUAUGUAAUUAAAUACAUUCAUAAAAACUACUUAGAAUACUGAAAAAAUAGCAUUUGUUACCUUUCCCCACUCUCUAACUAUAAACUUUAGCAUGAAAUAUUGUUAUUAAAAUCCUUCAAAGAUGCAUUUUUCUUUUUUUAGCAUUAUAAUAAAUCCAUUAUAUUUAAGUUAAAAUAAAUACACAUUUUAGUUAGUUGUGUUCCUGGGUUUCACUCAGUCCUGUUACCGACACUCUAACACAUUACCCCACCUAAAAAAAAAAACAUCUGGAACAUUCUACAACAGGAAGUCACAUCUACAACAGGAAGUCACAUCUUCAACAGGAAGUGGUUCUGGUUCUGAAGAUCAUGAGAAGACCAAAAUUCAAUUUUUCUGUAUAUUUGAUCUUAUUGUAUCGAUGACUGAGGAGCUCAAUCUCAACACUCAGUCCUGUUAUCUAAAUUAACUCUUAGAUCUUAUUCGUUUAUGUUUAAAAUACAGAUUUUGGAAAAAUCACUAGAAUGUGCUCAGUGUCCUCAUGCUAUUAGCAUAGCCGCCAUUUAGCUAUUUUUCAUGUUUUUGCUAAUUCUAUGCUAAAAAAUAAUUUCUGUUCUGGAGUGAAAUCCAGUAACAGGAGUGAGUGCCAGUAACAGGAGUGAAAUCCAGUAACAGGAGUGAGUGCCAGUAACAGGAGUGAAAUCCAGUAACAGGAGUGAAAUCCAGUAACAGGAGUGAGUUCCAGUAACAGGAGUGAAAUCCAGUAACAGGAGUGAGUAUUGUCCCCUGGUUAUUGAUUUAUUAAUGUAAAUAUUAGUUAAUCUAAACCACUUUUUCCAAUUUUGUUUUUGUUAAUCAUUCAUCCAUUUGUUUAAUAAAUUGCAUAAUAAGUAAUUUGAUCAAUUUCAGGUUUGGGUCUUCUUGAUAAAUAAUAUAUAUUAAAUAUAUACGUUUUUUUUCUCCACCCACUUUUUUUCGUCCACACUGUGUGUAUAGAUUUGCAGUUAUUGAAUUUAAUAUUGAUAUAUAUGUGAACAAACAUACCAGUAAUCACAAUAGACAAUAUCACGAUUAUCAAAUUUUAUUGAGGUCGUGUCCAUUUAUUGUGCAAUAAGUCGAUAAUGUAAUCAUUGUGACCGGCCUAGUCAUAAAUAUCAAUUAUUUGAACAUGCAGUCUAUAACCAUUUCUUUAAAAUUAAGACUUUCUUGAGAGAAAAUCAAGGGAAUUAGUGGACUUGCUUUUAAAUAUGCUUUUUAAAUGACACAUAAGUUUUGGUAACAGGACUGAAAAAAAAUGUAACAUCUUCAGAUUAGAAACCAUGUAAAAAAAAAUAGGAAAAGCUGCCUGAGAUUGACCAGUACAUGUUUUAAUAGUUAAAUAUACAUGUUUUUAGAUUCAAAGUUGAAAAAAUAUUUAAAAAAAAUAUACAUUUAAUUUGGAAGAAUAACAAAAAGCUAAUGGCACCCAUUCGGUGGAAUGGCCCAGAUAUUAUUUCCAAUUAGUAAGCAAUUGGGACACACCUAUAAUAAUGAAAUUACAUUAGUAGUACAUAAGUGUUUGCAUUCUUAUUGUUGAACACUGCCUGUAACUUUACUUUUUUUUUUCAAGUUUCUCAGCAGUUUGACUGUGAAGAUCACAUUGUGUUCAUGUGAAAUUUUAAUUCCCAUUAGAAGCUUUAUAUCAGUAGUGCUCAUUUAAACUGUAAUCAUCCUGAACUCCCGUGUUCGUAUUGCUCAUUGCUCAAUAACGCUCUGUGGUGACUGUAUACUCACUACUAAUACUGCAGUUACUGUGGACAAGUUGUGUUGAUGUAUUUUGCCUCAAUCUACACUGCGAAAAGCUAGUUUACACAUAUGGAGUGGACUGUUUCACACGCUGUUAAAAAAACUAUCAGAACAAUUACAGUGGCGUGAAAAAGUAUUUGCCCUAUACAGAUUCCUUUGGUUUUUGCUUUUUUUGUCAUAUUAAUAAUUUUCUGAUGAUCAAAAAACGUUAAUAUUAGACAAAGAUAACUUGAUUAAAUAUAAAAAAGCACUUUUUAAAUGAUUAUUUAAAAUAUACAAACCAAUGUAGCCCUGUGUGAAAAGUAUUUGACCCUCUACAUCUAAUAAAUUGCUUGUGCAACAACUGCAAUCAAGCUUUAUCGAUAACUGGUAACAUGUGCAGGAAUUUUAGGAUUUUCCAGCUUAAACUUCCUGUUUAAGAGCUUCCACAGCAUCUCAUUAAUCAGACUUAAUAAACUAGACCACUCGAGAACCUUCAUUUAGUUUUAUUUAAUUUUAAGUCAUUCAAAGGUGGACUUUUUGUAUGUGUUUUGGGUCAUUGUCCUGCUGCAGAGCCCAAGUACAUCUGAGCUUGAGGUCACUUAGGGACAGAUGGCCGGAUAUUCAGUCUCCUUCAGGAUUUUCUGAUAAGCUUCCAUCUAUUACAGCAAGUUAAAGUCCAACAGCCCCAGACCAUCACACCAUGACACUACCACCACCAUGUUUUACAUCAUUCAGUAUGAUUUUAGUUCUUUUUCUAAAAUUAUGUGUUAGUUUAUAGUUUUAACACCUUCCAAAAAGUUCCACUUUCGUCUCGUCAGUCCUGUAAAGAAUAUUAACCCAAAGUUCUGGAGAUAUACAGUAAUAUACAUCAGGAGCAGACCUGGGCAUUGUUUGGUCGCGUGAGAUUGUUGGUAAAUUAGAAGGGAAAAGUAAAACUGCGAGUCGCGCUAUCCACAAUAAAAAACUUUGUGCACGUCUAAACGGUGUAUUACGGUAGCCUCGUGCACAGUGGAGCUAGAGGAGCGGAGGCUCCAGCUUCUUUUUUGUGCAGAAGCGAAUUUUACAGCUAAAUAAACAGAAUUUACCAGAAUUUACCAGACUAAUUAACAAAUAUACACCAUAAAUACCACUACCUAUCUGUAAAACAUUCUUUAUCAAAUGAUGGCACAAAAGUUUUAUUAACAGUUAACAUUGCUAACUGUAUUCAUAAUGUAUGUUUCCAGUAAUAUUACUGAAAAAUAAGAGUUAGGAGUCUUAUAAAACAGGAAAAUUAAAGGGUUAUUAUUUCACACCAUUAAAUUCUUAAAGAUUUUUUUCUCAUGUAUUCAAAAUAUAUGUUUCAAGUGAUAUUACUGUAUCAUUUUGGAGUAAUGCGAUACCAAACUUCUAUAUCUAUAGGAGGGAGAAAAAAAUAUAUAUAUAUAUAUAUUUAGUUGUUCAUAAAAUAGAUUUGAUCAGAAUUGUGUGCUGUCAGAUGUUCAGCCUGACUUUAAUGCACUUGUUCAAGCCCAAAACAGGCUUUUCUUUUUUCUUUUACUGAACAAACGUACAAAUGCAUUUAUUGCAUUUUUUUUGUAGGAAAUGAUGCUGGUCUUUUGAAAAACGUUUUAGUUUUUUGUUUGUAAAUUUAUGUAGCUGAUAGUGUAGCUGCACUAUAUAUACAGUUGAGGACGAUAUUAUUAGCCCCCCUAUGAAAUUUUAAGUCUCCUCAAGAUUCUGGCAAGAUCCUUUUUAGCAGAGCAAGGCAGUUCUAACAGAGCAUUUCUGAACAUACAAUUUUUCAUUAGAAGGACCAAAAUAUUUAUAUUUGUGCACCAAAAUAUUAUUAUGUAAGAAUAAGCUAAAAUGACCAGGGACAUUAUUAUUAGCCCCCUUUAAGAAAUUAACAUUUAUUAAGUCAUCACACAAGCCACUUUUGUGCAGUGAUGUGCUUUACCUUCUCAGGUGAUGUGCAUAAAGGUGAUCAGGUGAAACAGAUGACUGCACUCAAUUAAGUUAAGUUAAUUAACUCAUUUAAGUUAAAACAUGGUAUAAAAGCCUCAUUAUGGAGCUGGCAGUUGAGGAAGCAACAUGCCAAAAACAAAGGAAAUCAGUUUGGACCUGAGAAAAAGAAUUAUUGAUGCACACAAAGCAGGAGAGGGAUAAACACAGAUAUCCAAGCGUUUCCAAGUGUCAAGAACUGGAGUGAGAGGCAUCAUUCAGAGAUUCAAAGACAGCAACACAGUGCAGAACAAGCCUGGCAGAGGUAGAAAGAGAAAGAUUUCAGAGAGACUGGAAAGAAUACUAGUGAGAAAUGUGUCUAGAGACCCCAGAUUAACUUCCAAGGCACUGGCAAAUGACUUGGCCACAUCAGGAAUCAUAGUCUCUAAGGGUGAAUCCCAUUUCUCCCCUUGGCCCUACCCCUUACCCCUACCCCUCUGUUUUGCGCGUGCACGUCAAGGGGUAGGGGUGUCCCGAUUCCUGUUAGGAUGAAGUGGUAGGGGUAAGGGGUAGGGCUAGUUAGCCCUUCAAACGGAGAUUUUCCAGACCCACACUUCGUACCGAGGGGUAUGAGAAUGACUGGCAAGAUGGCGGAACAAGCGACCAAAGAAAGUAUUUUCCAUGUUAAAAAUUACGAUUAGCACUGUAUUACCUUAGUUUAUUGUGUAGUUUUGAUGUUUUAUGGGUGAAUUCUUCGUAACAAGCAUAAAAAGUUCGCUAGUAGUUCGUUUCGGUAGCUAGCUAGCUAGCUAACUUUCCUGUUCCACCUUAAAUGGUGCAACAGACGGCAGGCGCUACCGCAUUUAAGGCGGAACGGAAAAAAUAAAUCAAAUAAAAAAUAAUCUGAGCUAAUUUCAGCUCCCCAUCACAGAGGAAUUAAGGAAUGGACAAUAUUAAUUAAUUUCUGCACCUCCUGCCCCCUUUCUGAACACAUACAAUGCCCUAAAGUUAACUAGUUAACCAGCAGCUAGGCUACUGAACUUUAGCGCUCCACUGCUAUCAUCACAUCAGCCCAGCAGGGUCACCUACACACCACCGCUAGUAGCCUGGUCAUAAAUCAGUGCUAUUUAUUUAUGUAUUUAUUGUUCAUUGACAAACAUCAUUGUGACAUACCAGUGAUUCCUCUGUCACUGAGGACCCAUAUUCUUGCACAUUAUAUUGUUUUUGUAACACAUUACCUGCUCCAGGACCAGUGUUGGGAACCAGUGUGAUAUACAAUUUCUAGUAUAUUAUGGAGGCUAUUUUCAAUAAGAUUCACCUUUCACCGGGUGCUUGAAGGGUUGUCCCAAUUCCUAGGGGUAGGAUUUUACCCCUUCCCCUUGUAACUCCGUUCCAAGGGGAAGGAUUACACUCGAAAAGAAGGGGUAGGGGUAAGGGGUAGGGCCAAGGGGAGAAAUGGGAUUCACCCUAAGAAGACCAUCGCUAGAGCUCUGCACAGGAAUGACCUGCGAGCAUGCAGACCAAGAAAAACUCCACUUUUGAGGAAGAGGCACCUUCAAGCAAGACUUAAGUAUGCUCGGGACAACCUGGAGAAAAAUUAUUCAUACUGGAAGCGUGUCUUAUGGUCUGAUGAGGCUAAACUAGAGCUCUUUGGCCACAGGGACACUGCUUAUGUUUGGAGAAAAAAAGGACAGGCAUUCAACCCAAAGAACACCAUCCCCACAGUGAAGCAUGGUGGUGGGAGUAUUAUGCUAUGGGGAUGCUUCAGUGCAUCUGGAACUGGAAAUCUUGUCAAGGUGGAUGGAAUCAUGAAUAAAGAAUAAUAUGUGAAUAUUUUGAAAGAGAACCUUAAGCAGUCAGCUGUGAAACUGGGUCUGAGACGUCACUUCAUUUUCCAACAUGACAAUGAUCCUAAACACACAUCCCUCCUGGUGAAGAACUAUCUCCAGAUGACCAAAGUGAAUGUCAUUGAAUGGCCUGCACAAAGCCCUGACUUAAAUCCAAUAGAAAAUCUGUGGGGUGACCUAAAGAAAAAUGUCCAUGCAAGACAACCAUUGAAUCUAGAGGAACUUGAGAGAUUUGCCAAAGAAGAAUGGGCCAGGAUUCCUCAAAUGAAGUGUGAGAGACUUGUUGUAAACUACAACAAACGUCUGCAGGAAGUAAUCCAGCAAAAAGGAUACACAAUUAACUAUUAGGAUGUGGGGGGCUAAUAAUUUUGACCCUGAUAGUUUUUGUGUUUUGUGUAAUAUCUUCAUUUCUGAGUGGAAUACAAUAUAGUGUAAGCAUCCAAAAUAAAACUACGAUGUCUAAAAAAGCUGUGUUUAGUUUAUUUUGCUCUGGUUAAUAUCACUUGGAAAAUCCUUAGAAAACAAGGACUAUUUUGUAAGGGGGCUAAUAAUAUCGUCCUCAACUGUAUAUAUAUAUAUACGUAUAUAUAUAUUGGGCAGAAUCGAGCUAAGUGUGUUAGUCCGGCCCUCUAAAACUGUUACAAUUUCCCUUUAAAAAUGAAUUGCCCACCUCUGAUCAGGAUGUUAGUUGGUAAAUGUGAGACGGGUCAUUGUGUUCUUCUGUUUUUGUUUAGUAGUGUUUUUUAUCUUGAAACUCUCCCAUGGAGACCAUUUUCAUCCAGUCUUUUUAUUCUUAUUUAAUCAUUAACAAUAACAUGACCUUAACUGAGGCUUUAGUGAGAUCCUGCAGUUCUUUAAAUUAAAUGUUGUUUCGGGUUCUUUUCUGAACUCCUGGAUGAGCUGUUCAUGCGCUUUUGGAGUAAUUUUGAUCAACUGGCCGGUCACUCCUGGGAAGGUUCACCACCAGUGUUCCAUGUUUUCACCAUUUGUGGUGUUAAAUAGCUCUCAUUUUGGUUCUCUGGAGUCCCAAAACUUUAGAAAUGACUUAGAAAUAAUCUUUUCCAGACUGAUAGAUGAAUAAUCAAUGACUUUGUUUUCUUUAAAGUCUUGCUUUUUGAGAUAAUUUAUCUGCUUCAUGUUGUCAGACAUGUUCUAUUAUUUAAGAGAUUUGUUGAUUCUACAGGUCUACAUUUAAAAAAAAAAUGUGAUUAAGCACUUUUUCACACAGGGAUAGAUUAAUUUGGAUAGUUUGGUCCCUUAAUAAAUAAAAUCAUCAUUUAAAAAGUGUUUCUAUUAGUCUAACAUUAAAGUUUGUUUGAUAAUCUGAAAAACUCUCAGAAACUAUAACAAAAAGGCAAAAACUAAAUAAAUCUGUAAAGGGUGCAAAUACUUUUUUUCACGCCACUAUAGUUUGGCUCUAUUUAAUAGAUUGCACAACGUGACUCUGAGUUGAAAGUUGUGGAUGCGUGUUGUUGGUUUAUACAGUUUAUUACAGUUCUACUUUUAUAGUUAUAGUGUGCAAUAACUGCCUCAUUUUGUUUUCUUCUCAUUUUAAAAUGUUGUCAUUGCCUUUUGCACUGUUUUCUAAGAAACCGCGAUGACUACUAAAGGACAAAUGUAUUGUGAAAGCUUGUCAUUUAUUAUUAAAGUGAAGCCGUGUAUUUAAA
This is a messenger RNA of Astyanax mexicanus (Mexican tetra), 9113 nucleotides long. It is a transcript of the gene scn3b, whose product is annotated as sodium channel, voltage-gated, type III, beta. Gene Ontology annotation, molecular function: sodium channel regulator activity. The transcript is spliced from 7 exons. Lineage: Eukaryota; Metazoa; Chordata; Actinopteri; Characiformes; Acestrorhamphidae. Gene Ontology annotation, cellular component: voltage-gated sodium channel complex. The record is from RefSeq and is a predicted model, not a curated record. The coding region runs from base 379 to 1050 and encodes 223 amino acids. Gene Ontology annotation, biological process: ventricular cardiac muscle cell action potential; regulation of heart rate by cardiac conduction; sodium ion transport.